Molecule: messenger RNA, 2517 nt
Organism: Pseudo-nitzschia multistriata
Lineage: Eukaryota; Bacillariophyta; Bacillariophyceae; Bacillariales; Bacillariaceae
Source: the annotation of a GenBank genome assembly
CUCACUCGACUACAUGUUUGAAUCGGAACUUUGCAGAGGGGGAUCUUUUCGACGAAAACCAAAAAGUACCGUAGUGACAAAACAGAUCAAAAAUCAGGGAUAUUUACAGCACGCAAAAUCCUAGAACCAUUCCCAUACUAAUACGGCGAGUUGCCAUGAUAGAAGUAGUCAUUGAUGCAAAGCUAAACCAGAUUCAUUGAGAUUUUAAAUUGAAUUUACAUAGUGUACAAUGAAGACAAUAACUGUGGUUCACUGCUGGUCGGCCCCAAGAAGCCGCUCCACUGCCUUACUAUACUCCUUCGAAGCACUCGGAGAUGACAAAUGCAUCCCAUUCGAUGAACCGCUGUACAGGGAGUAUCUCGAGGCGAAAAAAGAGUCACUGACUCGCCCUUACUUGGAAGAUCUCAUUGCAGGAACCCCGCCAGAGGGAGAAGACGACCCCGAACGAUGGAGAAGAGAACUGCUGUCCCUUUCUGAAAGACUCGAAUUGGGAGCUGCAAAACUGAAGGCCACACCCGGGGAAGGUGUCAUAUUUUGCAAGCACAUGGCAAAGCAUGCGUUCCUGUACGAUUUCGACAACGAAUACAAACUGACAGGAACUCCAGAAGUAGAGUUGCUACAUAGGCACGUCCUCCUGAUCCGAGAUCCGGUUACUGUGCUAUCGGCGUGGGGAGCGGUUGGAGAAGUGCACGGCAACAGCCCAUCGUCCGAAGAAAUAGGUGUUGUCUCUUUGAUGUCGAUUUACAGCGAAUUGGAGAGCAAAACAGAUCAGCCCAUUCUUGUGAUCGAUUCGGACGAGCUUGCAAAAGAUCCAAAAGGAUCUCUGUUGGACUUGUGCGAGCGUCUAUCGAUCGACUACAGUGACUCUAUGCUCUCUUGGGCAGAGGGUGAGCACAAAUGUGACGGUCCCUGGGCAAAGGUACGUCCACCAGAUUUUUCAGCGGUUCUUGAAUGCGUUUCUUGAAUUCGUUUCUUGAAUGAAAACAAAGACAAAAGUCGACGAGUUCUAAAAAUACCCAAUCAAUCGUUUCUUUGCAACUUUUUUCAGUGGUGGUAUCACAGGUAUGUUCGGAAAUCAUGUUUAAUUUUCUUGAAUCAUAAAGUCUAAUUUAUGUUUUCGUACGAAUAGGCCAAACUCAACAAUCUCUCUCUUUUUGUUAUAUGCAGUGUUCACAAGUCGACUGGGUGGAACUCAUCCCCAAAGAAAAAAUAUCGCACACUGAAUCCAGAACUGAUGCAAGGAUUGCAAAUCUCGAUGCCGGCUUAUCUAUUCCUUUCGCAUCUCACAACUCCCUAUCAAAAACGGGGCCCUCCUGCAAGUCAACUAUAUGAGGACCCACGAAACGAACAUUUACUCGUAUGGAUCGGAGCCCCUGGUUAUGGCCGUCUACUUCCUCGAUCUCAAGCUGGCGUCAGUCCAUGGGAUUCGUCUGUUCAGGGUGGUGAUGGAUGCUGGGAAGGUAUCAGAGGUACGUUGGCAGAGUUUUUUUGCUACAUUACCCAGUUUCAGUUCGUUUCUGCUGUCUCAACGCUGAAGAUUAUAUCUACAAUUUUAUUUGCUAGUUUACAAUGGAAGAAUUAUGUCCCUCGAUAAGCAUUUGAGAAGACUUUUUCGGUCUGCAAAGGCUUUGGGCUUUGAAAAUGUUCACACGAAAGAAGAAGUGACGGAAGCAAUCUUUCAAACUUUGGCGGCGAAUGGAAUGAGGAAUGAUGCACAUAUGCGUUUGACCCUCAGCCGCGGUGAAAAAUACACAUCUAGUAUGAACCCGGUCUUCAACGUGUACGGCACAACGUUAAUUAUCUUACCCGAAUGGAAGCCUACGGAAGUAAGUGACAUCGUUCUAUUUUUUUUAAAAGGGCACAGUUCAAUCGUAUUUUGGAUAGCUAACAAGUGAUCACUUCUUCUAAACUUUGUGCCACAGGGAGCGACUACGUACGACAACACGAAGGGGAUCUCACUGAUCUCGGCCUCGCAGCGACGCAAUUCUCCUUCUACCUGUGAUUCUAAAAUCCAUCAUAACAACAUGAUCAACAAUAUCUUGCCAAAAAUCCAGGCCAACCUCGCUGGAUGCGCGGACGCAAUCAUGCUAGACAUGGACGGGUACGUGAGCGAGACGAAUGCCACAAACAUUUUCAUGGUGGACGACGAAGGGGUGCUGCUGACCCCGCACGGGGACCACUGCCUUCCCGGAGUUACGCGAGGCACCGUGCUCGUGCUCGCCAAGGAGUUGGGCAUACCGCACGAAGUGAGACGGGUGAGCCUGGCCGAAUUCCACGCAGCGGAAGAAGUGUUCACGACGGGGACUAUGGGCGAGCUUACCCCCGUAACAAACAUAGAUGGUCGAGUCAUCGGGACGGGGGUUCGUGGGCCAAUCACAAAACAGUUGCAAGAUGCGUACAAAGCACUGCCUGCGAAACCAGAAUGGUCCACAGAGAUCCCGCCCUUUACCGAAAGCUGAUUGCAAAGAAAUUAUCGUCUCGGUCGGAGCGCAAAUCAAAUAAUAGGAAAUAUAUAUU